AUGUCUUCUACUACCACAACAACACAAACAACGUCUCAGGUGGAGACCAAGGUGACUUCCAAGCUCCUUGGCAUGAGGGUCAAUGGAAAGCAAUGGAAGCAGCCCAAGAAGGCCUUCCGUCCCGGCUCCGGCUUGACCUCGUUCGAGAAGCGCGCAAAGGAUAGGCAGUUGAUGGCGGCCGUCAAGGCUAAGGAGAAGGAGCUUAAGGAUGAGAAGGAGGCGGAGCGCAAGAGACGCAUCCAAGCCCUCAAGGAGAAGCGGGAGAGAAAGGAGGAGAAGGAGCGCUACGAGAAGAUGGCCGAGAAGAUGCACAAGAAGAGGGUGGAGAGGCUCAAGCGCAAGGAGAAGCGCAACAAGCUUAUCAACUCCUGA
Molecule: messenger RNA, 372 nt
Organism: Sordaria macrospora k-hell
Lineage: Eukaryota; Fungi; Ascomycota; Sordariomycetes; Sordariales; Sordariaceae
Source: RefSeq, a predicted model, not a curated record